This is a messenger RNA of Saccostrea cuccullata (small rock oyster), 1155 nucleotides long. RefSeq lists its product as uncharacterized. The coding region runs from base 490 to 1002 and encodes 170 amino acids. NCBI's taxonomy places the organism in Eukaryota, Metazoa, Mollusca, Bivalvia, Ostreida, Ostreidae. The transcript is spliced from 5 exons. The record is from RefSeq and is a predicted model, not a curated record.
UAACAACCGAAUCCAAGACUCUUCUUGAAUUCCGUUUCGCAAAACAUGUCAUCAGAAAAGACUAAUCAAUACAGCAAAUCCAUACAAUCGCUCUGACGACUCUUUAAAGACCAAUUGGCUGAAUUUAUUGCAGAUGGAAGUUUCAAAAAUACAUAUUUUCUUGAUAUCGGUGCAUUGAAGCGGCAAAUUGAAGCUGUUCUUGAGAGGCUCUUAAGAAGACCACAAUGGUGGACCGCAUUUCUGAUUGACGGUCUAUACGUAACACAACAGUCAGACAAGUGCCUGUUACAGAAGUGUCGCAAAUUAGAGAGAAGUGUCGGUUACUGUCGUUUUAAGGCUUUUACCAAAUUUAAUAGUCCUCCUGCAUUAACACCGAUCGAUCGGUUAUUAAUUAUAUAUCGAAUACUCGCAUACGAGUCCGGAUUCAAGAAUAUUUCCUGCUUUAAUAACAGGAAUUUAUUCCGUAUAGGAUUGCCGCCAAGCAAAGAAAUGUCGUUAAAUAGUCAGAUGUCCCCAAAUCCAAAACGCCGGAAAAACAAGGUCAAACUGAAGCUAUCAUGGGACGCACCCACGAAGGAGGAGCUUAUUGCAGAACAGAUUGAUGACUUCGUAAGUGACGUCAUCAAAAGUGCAAAAUUGGAAUACCUUGCACAAGAGCGAAAAAACAGUUUAAAUGAACAUGGGAUGUAUUUCCACGAUGAUCUAAACGAAGAAAUGAUAGAACUAAACACAAGUGAAAUAAUAGGAUCCCAGGAGAGCAUACACGGUAAUAACACUGAUAAUCAGACUUUUGAAAUGCACUCCAGGAAAGACCGAGGGCGAUCUGAUCACAAUCCAUCCAGAAACUGUACACACCGACCAUCAGAAUUAAAUGAGGGAAACCCCCUGCUUGCAGACAGUGCCAAUUUGCCAAAGAGGAGGUACCUCCGACUAUUUCAAAGACACGUACUAAGAAUGUGCUGUCAUUGCUCGUGUGUAUUUAAUGGAAAUGACGUCACUUAGAAACAGAAGUGAAGGCGCCAUCUUGAAUAUUUUUCACAUCUUUAAAGAUUUAAGCAUUCUUUAUAUUUUAUUACAGCCUAUUUCUUAUGUUGAAAACAAUCUUUUGUUGUAAAAAUGUUUUGAAAAUAAAAUCUUUACUUUGUUGUUAAAAAA